This is a messenger RNA of Poeciliopsis prolifica (blackstripe livebearer), 5214 nucleotides long. RefSeq names its product zinc finger CCCH-type containing 11A (gene zc3h11a). The record is from RefSeq and is a predicted model, not a curated record. NCBI's taxonomy places the organism in Eukaryota, Metazoa, Chordata, Actinopteri, Cyprinodontiformes, Poeciliidae. The coding region runs from base 1942 to 4449 and encodes 835 amino acids. The transcript has 16 exons. Gene Ontology annotation, molecular function: metal ion binding.
AGCCGCCAUUUUGAUUUUGUCUCCGUACAUCUUCGGACCUGAGCGACCCGGGACCACAUCUCUCGUGUUUCAAAACUUUUAAAAAUAUCGUUUUUCUUAAAAAGCAACUGGUAAUUAACAUCAUACAUCGUGUUUAUAUGCUUACUAUUGUUAUUUGGAAAACGUUGAAGCGGGAGAGUACAUUCUCCGGUAAUUACGACAUAAAGAGCCAUCUUAGCAUUUUAGCUCAGGCGAAGGUCUCGGCCUGUGUUAUGUAGCAUGUGCUAAAAUAAGUUCUGUCGUACAAACCCGUGAGAAGUAUUAAGAAUAGUUCGUUAUCCGUGCUUCUAGUUCUUUGCUAAUAUUAAAGGGUCGUGAUCAGUACAUACACUUAUGUGAUAGUCAAAUUUCCAUCACUACCGGGGGAUCGCUCGUAGCUUGUUCCAGCUAGCUUUAAGCUAUUGUACACACUUUAGAGUAAGUAUGUCAUCGAUUUCUUCACUUUGUCUGUUUGUAAACUUUGGUUGUUUUCACCAAAGUGAGGCGGCUGUGACCCAGCUGGCCUCGCCAUGUACCCAAGUGCAACUGGGCAAGGUACUGAACCAAAUGUUCCCUUCCUGAUGCUAAUCCGGUGUGAGUAAAAAUGUUGCUUUGAGAGGCAGAACGAGAAAGGCGCGAUGUAAACCCGGAGAGUUUUCACGGGAAGAACACCUUGAGCUCUUCCAACAUAAUGAACAUCUGCAGGCUGGAGUUCGUUCAGACCUGGUUUGGUUUGGUCAGUUUUAGACAACUGAUCUGUAUCGUGGUGAUCAGAACCACAGUUAGUGGGGAAAAAAGGAGUAGCUUUUUCUAUUGUCCUUCGUAUCUGUUUUUUUUAUCAAUAUCCUUAGCUCUCUUGAGAAAUAAACUGAUACAUUAGUACAAAACGGUUUGAGGGGCAACAUAAUGGGAAAGGCUUCUAAUUAGUGAAGAUGUGAACCACAAGGCCAAACCUGUUCAGGCUGAUCUACAGCGUAAAAUGGAGGCUCAUAAGCAGCAAAUCCUACACAAAAAAAAAACAUUCAACAGAGCUGCAGCUUGUUUUUAGCAUCUGUACUUUGGUUUUUGUCAAAUACUGCUAUACCCUAGAGUCAAUAUCAAAGAGUGUAUUUCUGCUAUAAAUGUACCCUUUAUGUUGAAAUGUUCCAGCUGUUUGUGCUGUUUCUCUCUCUCUCUUUCUCUCAUAUUAACCCACUUUCAGUUUGUUGCGAAGUGUUUUUGAUUGAUUUGUAGGUUUAGAGCCAGCCGUCUCGACCCUCUCUGGGGAGCUCUGGAUGUGGAUAGUUUGUACCCAUCACAAUCCGUAGGCAGAAGACUCCAUUUCAGCGUUGUUAAGCAACAGCUGAAAAUCACUAGGAGCCCAGAUUUCGCUCCCAUUUUUUUAUAUCUAUAUUGCCACACCGACAACAAAAUGCCCCCAGGCAGAAGAAGACCCUGAAGAUUUUUUUUUUUUUUUUUUUUUUGGCUACACUUCAACCCAACUUUUGCGACUUGAGUUUAAAGGUUUUUUUGUCCUUUCCAUUCGUCUGGCUGAUUAAUUCCCCCUAUAUAUUUCCUCGAUUAGUCACUUCAUUUAUUCUAAUUCCCCUACCCCCCAAAAAGAAAAGAAAAGAAAAAAAAAAGGACUUUUGCACCCUCUGUGGGUCCUGUUUAGCAGUCUGGCUGAGAUACAGAUGUCUCACAUCGCUUGAGACCAGGGAUCACAUAGGAAGACGAGUUUUUCUGGACGACCUACCCCACUUUUCCUCUUAUCUCAUGGAUCAAGUGUUCCUUCAGGACUCCAUAUAAUUCCGGAGACACCGUACCAGCAGUGCACUCAAGAGGAAGGCACCAGCACAGGCACCUCAGGGAGAGUCUCGAUCGUUUCAGAAGGGAACCAGCUGCUGGGUCACUGCCGCCUCUUAAGCCUCGUCACGUAUUACUAUGACCAACCAUGGAGACGACUGCUACUUCUUCUACUACUCCACCUGCACUAAAGGUGACAGCUGUCCAUUCCGACACUGUGAGGCUGCCAUGGGCAACGAGACUGUCUGCAACCUGUGGCAGGAAGGACGCUGCUUCCGUACCGUCUGCAAGUUUCGCCACAUGGAGAUCACAAAAAACAGGAAGGAAAUUCCCUGUUACUGGGAGAACCAGCCUGCUGGCUGCCAGAAACCACACUGUGCCUUCUUCCAUGAGAGGCCCCGCUAUAUAGAGGGCGUCUUUGUCCAUCCUGAUAAAGUUCUGACCAAAAUCGAGGAGCCGCCGCAUGAGGAGCCGGCGCCACCGCCAGCUGCCGCUCCGCCCAAUGCAGCCAACCCUCAGCUCAGAGGGGUCAUCAAGACGGACACACAGGAACCGGUACCAAGCCCCACACAUCCACCCGUGGUGAUAAAUCCAGCAGAUGAUGACGAGGAUGAAGAAGACCAGUUCUCGGAGGAGGGAGAGGAUGGCAAGGUCGGUCCUUCACCUAGGAAGAUGGCUAAAUCAGGAGAGUCGCUGAACUUUGGCGUGAGCACCUUGGAGGAGAUCCGGCUCAGGAAGGCCCUGAAGUCCAGCAUGAGGAGGGCAGGUUACCCGCUCCAGAGCGCCAACACCUCCACCAACGGAGAGACGGAGAACUGCCUGGCAUCGCACCGGCCCGCCCACUCACAAUUUGGAGACGCUGUUUGUGAAGAGCCUGAGCGACCCAGAGGCAGCGUGGCUGAACGGCUCGGGCGAAGGGUGCCCCCUGCAGAUUUUCAGAGUGGGGGUCAGAUUACAAUAAAGAAGAGUCUGGCUGAGCGUUUGGGCAGAAUUGUUGAUGAAGACCAGCCGCCGGUCAACACUCAGAAAGCCUUUAAGCCGAUCAAAGAAAGACUUGGGCUGGUUCCUCCAAUCAGAGGUGCUCAUGCAGCUGAAGCCCACCCAGUGUCUACCAAAGCUCCCGAUCGGAUCCGCAUCAAAACUCUAGACGAGAUCAGACAGGCCAAAGCGGCCAAGGCUGGCAGCCAGAAGGAUGCUCCUGCAGCUGACGCAGCGGAAACCACCAAAGCAGAUCUGGUCAGGGCCGCCAAGGCGACCAAGAGAUCCAUCACUCUAACAGACGCCCCCAUCGGCCACGUUAAAACCUUCUCUGAGGUCAUUCGAGAGAAGAAGAUGAAGCAGGAGGAAGAACAGAACCAGAACCCUAACCUGAUGAAGGCAGAGCACCCGGAGGAGAAGGCUCCAGCCAAGGGCCCGGGGCCGACGGACGCCGCUGACGUGGAGAAGGUGAGGGUAAAGACCCUGGAGGAGAUCCGCAGGGAGAAGGCAGCCAGGGUCCAGGCCCAGCAGACCACCGACAGCCCCGACUCCGAGCACAGCGCCCCAAAGAGGCCACAUCUGCUGCGGGCCAAGAAGCCCCCAACCCAACAAAGCAACAUGGCAGCUGAAAGGAGCGCUGAAGCAGCAGAGAGGCCAGCGAAAGCUGCAGCAGCUCCUGCUCAGGCCUCCGCCAUCAAGGUGAAGACGUUUGAGGAGAUCAUGCAGGAGAAACGCCUCCGCAGACAGGAGCAGGAGGGGCAGGCCAAAAGCCCCGCCGAGGCCGAUUCGUCUCAGAAGCAGAGCGCCAGCAGCGCCCUCAAGAAGAAGACCCCUGCCACGACCCAUCAGGCCCCGGCGGCAGAGCCACCGCCGCCUUCUAAAGUCUCAUUUCGGAAACUCGUCUCCCUAAAACCGCGAGCACCAUCGCCUCCGAAGAGGACGGCUUCUCCUGGUCCCGAAACCGCUGCCAUGGCAGCGCCGCUCUCAGCCUCACCAAAGCAGAGCUCCACAGACUUCCUGGACAAAACAUCGAGAGGCACAGUCUCUCAGCCGUCUGCACAGACGACGAGGGAGUCAAGUCAGCCUGCAGAACUCCCGGCAGACUCUAAUCAGACCAAAACCUUGGAGCAUCCAGGCAGCUGCAAAGUGAGGCCUAAGCUGAAUGUGAAGCCAUCAGUGGUGAAGCCUGCAGGGCAGGUGAAGCCGCCUCCGAAGAAGAGAGGAGUGGACGGUUCCGCUGUUGCAGCUGUGAAACCCAUGAACAGCUCCACCACUGCUCAGCAGUCUUCAAGCAAAGAGGUCCAGCUGACGUCUGCUGUGCCGCCCACCCCCAGCACCCAGAGGGAUGAGCUUCAGACAGUUCCUGUCUUCAACCAGAUUCAGGGUCAAGACCUCAAGGCAGGCGCCAGUGGAGAUGCAGUCAGAGACACCUGGCCGGUCCCACAAAGUCCCGUCCUCAGAAGUCCCACCCAGUCCAGGGCACGCAGAUCCAGUGCGACGGCAUCCCGCCCCGCCUCCACCUCCAACCUUGACGCCUCCGGCUCCACGGUGGACGACUUCGAGGAUCUGAUCAACCAGUUCACUGACGAUCACCUGGAGGGUGACAUGGAUCCGGCCAUCGGGGAGGACGACCUGCUGCAGGAGCUGUCAGAAAUGAUCGACAGCUGAGAGACAACCGGCGAGUCGGAGAUGCGUUGUAAAGAAUUCAGCUCAUUUCAAGUAUUACCUUCACGUUUGUCACGUUUGAGACGACGUCUCUCGCACGCCAUUCUGUCGGAUGCUCUGCCUUGUGAAAAUCUGUGGGAAUACUCUCAACUUCUUUGCGUCUGACAAGUUCCAGAAGAAAGAAAAGAAAAAGUGUGUUUGUAGGAGCUGCAGUUUGUCAGGAAUUGAUGGAGGAAAGCAAUGUUUUAGCCGGUGAGCCUUAUCUGUAUACUGUGUAUGCAGGCUGGAUAUAGAACUAAUGAACAUAGGGGCAGUUCUCCUGGUAUCUGUGUUUUUCUGUUGUGUAUGUCUCUGUGGAUUCCUCCACUUCCUGUAUUAUGAGUUACACAUCUGCCCAGGUUCCCUGUGAUCAGAGUUAGCAUGCCAGUGGAAUCCCUCCUGCCGUUUGUCACGGGUGGAUUUGAUCAUGUUGGACUGAGACGUCUCGUCCUGAACACUUAGAAAAACCCGAUCCUCGCUGAGAUCCUCAGCACUCUGUAUACUUUAAUAAUGAAUACCUCAGGGAGUCUUUGUGGUGUUUCUAUGUUCUGUAGAAGAAAGCAUUUCUAUUUCUUUUUGUCCUCUGUUUUUUUGUUUUUUUUAAUGUUGAUGAAUUCUGGUAGAUAUACUGGUUUUACGAUCCUUCUGUGUGAUUGCUCCUCCAUGACGCUUUGUCAUGAUCUUAAAAUCAUCCAUGUAAAUAAAAAAUACUUUUAAUGACAAGUUGGA